Messenger RNA from Lycium barbarum (goji berry), 1686 nucleotides. RefSeq lists its product as uncharacterized. Gene Ontology annotation, biological process: L-serine catabolic process; folic acid metabolic process; tetrahydrofolate interconversion. The record is from RefSeq and is a predicted model, not a curated record. Gene Ontology annotation, molecular function: glycine hydroxymethyltransferase activity; cobalt ion binding; pyridoxal phosphate binding. The coding region runs from base 1 to 939 and encodes 312 amino acids. NCBI's taxonomy places the organism in Eukaryota, Viridiplantae, Streptophyta, Magnoliopsida, Solanales, Solanaceae. Gene Ontology annotation, cellular component: cytoplasm. The transcript is spliced from 7 exons.
AUGAAUUUCACUAAAGUUCUAGUGACAUUUUUUCUUAUUGUGACUCUUUUAGAAAAUGUUAAAGUUGUUGGUGAGAAUGGCUUAUCUUGCAGAGGAAAAUGUGUACUCGCAUGUAUAUUUUGUGAAGUACCUGGUUGCAGGGACGAUUGUAUGAAACAAUGUCAUAUUAAGACUUCUCCAGAAAAUUUGAAUUGUAAUCUUGCUUGUUCAAUUGAAUAUUGCUCCAAAUCUAAAGAAGAUUCAAAAAUAAUGAAAAGCUGCUUAGAAGAAUGUUCAACAAAACUUUUUGUAGAUUCAAAAAUAAUGAAAAGCUGCUUAGAAGAAUGUUCAACAAAAUCUUGCACCAAGAAAGACAUAUUUAGACCAGAUCUAGGUCUCUUUAAUUUUCUUUUCAUUUCCCCCCUUCUCUUUCACUCUCUUCUCUCUCCCUCUCCUCUCUCUACCAUCCCACCACCCGACUGCCCCACCCCCUCCUUAGACGGUCAACGCCGCAGCCACCGCCAUUUCGGACCAGCAAAAGUCGCCACCAGACGCCGCCGCUGUUUCCGACCAGCAAUCGUCGCCACCAGACGCCGCCAGCUCAGGGUUGAAAAGGUUUUGGAAGCGGUACAUAUUGCAGCCAAUAAGAACACUGUUCCAGGAGACGUAUCUUCAAUGGUCCCUGGUGGAAUCAGAAUGGGAACUCCUGCACUCACUUCCAGGGAAUUUAUUGAGGAAGAUUUUGUGAAAGUUGCUGAAUUCUUUGAUGCUGCUGUGAAGAUAGCAUUGAAAAUUAAGGCUGAAACCUCAGGAACAAAGUUGAAAGACUUUAUGACAACACUACAGUCUAGUGCUUCCAUCCAGUCUAAGAUUGCAAAACUCCGCCACAACGUGGAGGAGUAUGCAAAGCAGUUCCCUACAAUUGGGUUUGAGAAGGAAACCAUGAAGUACAAAAACUGAGAGAGUGCGUAUACAUACACAAGAACGAAUUUCAGCAACACUCUGAGGAGUUUCGAGCCACUCAGUCAAGGAGCACGCCGAUGACCGACGAAGUAAUACAGCAACAGUGGAUUGAGAAGGUUGCUCCCCCAACAAGGCAUGGGACAGUUUAUAGGAUGCCUAAUGGAGCCUUUCGUCGAUACCCGUCGGCCCUUGAAGUCGUAGGUGUUGCUGAUGAUGGGGCAGUUGAUCCUAAGGAGUAUGAAGCUAUGAAGCAUCAAGUUGACCUGCUAACAAGAACACUUAAUUCCUCGGAGGCCAGGAUGUUGGGUAUGCAAGCCCAAAUUAAUAGCUUACUCAAUUCGCGGUCGUUUGCGAUUCCCCCGUGUCUUGGGGAUGCUCGUAGGUGACAGACCCCUAGCCAACCCGACCUUCCCAAGGUAGACGACGUAGGUCACAGGCUGACAUAGAUCAUGCUCUUGUCGAUGAGUCUAGUGGGGAGGAUACGGAUCAUGUCUCUAAUACCGAACGUUGACCUUUUUGAUUAGUGUGCUUUUGGAUUCUAAUUCGGCUAUGUUUAAAUGGAUAUGUAUAUUAUGUUUAAGAGUUUGAAUGUAGUUUUAAUUUGAAUUAGAAGUACUUUUAAUUUUAAGAUGUUUAAGUGUUUGAACGUAGUUUAUGAUGUUUAAGUGUUUGAAUGGACAAUGUUUAAGUGUUCAAGUGUUUGAACAUUGUUUAUGGUUGUUGUGUUGCAUUGUUGAUGAAUUG